Cylicostephanus goldi is the source of this 302-nucleotide messenger RNA. NCBI's taxonomy places the organism in Eukaryota, Metazoa, Nematoda, Chromadorea, Rhabditida, Strongylidae. The record is from the annotation of a GenBank genome assembly.
AUGCUCAAAGAGCUACAUUGGUCACUGUCCCCACUGACGUCCAUACACUGGCUCAGCAUGUAUAUGCAGUUUUUGGGGAAUAAAGAGGCUGUGAAGAAUGAUGGAGAUAAACACGUAGUUGACCAGCCAUUCAUAGUUCCAGAUACACUCAGAGAGGACUUCAUGAAUAUGGCUAGGGUACUCGACUUAGUUCUCCUAGAUGUCGAGUCGCUAAAGUAUUCUUAUCGUCAACUUGCUGCUGCAGUUCUUUUCGCUUGCUAUGAACCUCACUCGCUUGUGCAAGAGGUGACAGGUUUGUAGCA